AAUUGAGAAGGUGGAAACAUGUUUAAGUUCUUAAAAGGAGUAGUGGCUGGAUCUGGGACGGGACUCAAGGAUCUGCCUUAUAACAUCGGUGAUCCUUAUCCUUCUGCUUGGGGUUCAUGGAGUCACUUUCGUGGUACCUCCAAGGAUGAUGGAUCUCCAGUUUCAAUAUUUGCUCUUUCUGGGAACAAUGCUCAAGAUGGGCAUUUGGCUGCUGGACGAAAUGGUGUCAAGCGCCUUCGUACCGUGAGGCAUCCAAAUAUUCUUUCAUUUCUCCACAGUACUGAGGUCGAAACUCAUGAUGGUUCUACUACUAAAGUUACAAUCUAUAUAGUCACCGAGCCUGUUAUGCCGCUGUCAGAUAAGAUAAAGGAGCUAGGCUUGAAAGCUACCCAGAGGGAUGAGUACUUUGCACUGGGGCUACACCAGAUAGGUAAAGCUGUGAGCUUUCUGAACAAUGACUGCAAACUUGUGCAUGGAAAUGUCUGUCUAGCGAGUGUUGUUGUUACACCUACUUUGGACUGGAAACUCCAUGCUUUUGAUGUUCUAUCAGAGUUUGAUGGGAGCAAUGAAUCCGCAAGUGGACCUAUGCUGCCAUAUGAAUGGCUAGUGGGAACACAGUACAAGCCAAUGGAAAUGGUCAAGUCUGAUUGGGUUGCUAUUAGAAAAUCUCCACCAUGGGCCAUUGAUUCGUGGGGAUUAGGUUGUCUUAUUUAUGAACUCUUCUCGGGCUCUAAGCUGGCAAAAACAGAGGAGCUGCGUAACACUGUCGGCAUUCCUAAGUCUCUGCUUCCAGAUUAUCAGCGACUCCUAAGUUCCAUGCCUUCUCGCAGAUUGAACACCUCAAAACUUCUAGAAAAUGGCGAGUAUUUCCAAAAUAAGCUGCUUCCUAGGGAGAUCGUGCUUAAGAAGCUUCUUCCUUUAUUAGCUUCUUCCCUUGAAUAUGGUUCAGCUGCUGCUCCUGCAUUAACUGCCUUACUUAAGAUGGGUUCGUGGUUAUCAACUGAAAUUUCAGUGUCAAGGUACUGCAACAUAGUCAAGCUUUUUGCUUCCAAUGAUCGAGCUAUUAGAGUUUCUCUUUUGCAACAUGUUGAUCAAUUUGGAGAAUCAAUGUCCGGGCAAAUCGUCGAUGAACACUCCGAAGCUUUCUCAGCGUACACUUUCAGGAUCCCUGUUGAAUACCUUUCCAAACUACAGUAUUUGUGGUUUAAAUUUUAUAUUCUCCUCUCAGUGGAUGAAGAGCCUGCAAUCAGAACCAAUACCACUAUAUUACUCGGGAAUAUUGCCACCUACCUAAAUGAAGGGGAAAGAGUUUUGAUUAAUGCUUUUACAGUGCGUGCACUGCGUGAUACAUUUCCACCUGCUCGAGGUGCAGGGAUUGUUGCAUUAUGUGCCACCAGUACUACUUAUGAUGACACAGAAAUAGCAACUAGGAUUCUUCCGAAUAUCGUUGUGCUAACCAUUGAUCAAGACAGGCCGUUAGAACAGUUUCUUCAGAUAUUGAAACAAAACUAUGAGAAGACAAAUGCUGGAGAAAUAGGAGCCACCGGAGGAGCCUCAGCUAUACCUGAAACUGCUGGUCUGAUCGGAUGGGCUAUGAGUUCUUUGACCCUCAAGGGUAAGCCAUUAGAACAAGCGCCUCUUGCUUCUUCUUCGUCAGCACCAUCUCUAGCUGCUGCAGCGUCAAAUGCUACAAGCACAGCAACGGAGGCGCCGAGUGUCAAAGCCAGUCAUCAUACACGUUCCAACUCGGACUUCACAGAUCAACCUGCACCACCAUCCCCAACAUCAACAGAUGGUUGGGGAGAUGCUGAGAAUGGCAUUAGCGAAGGUCAUGAGAGCGACAAAGACGGUUGGGAUCUCGAACCGCUGGAUGAACCAAAACCUUCUCCAGCUCUUGCUAACAUUCAAGCAGCUCAAAAACGACCUGUGUCUCAGUCCUCCAGACCUUCAGCUGCUACAAGCUCAAGACCAAAGCUUAGCACAGUGAAAGCAGCUGUAAAAUCGGAAGACGAUGAUUUGUGGGGAUCCAUAGCUGCUCCUCCACCUGCAACUACUUCAAGACCGUUGAACUUGAAAAAGACAGUACAGUCUGAUGAUGAAGACCCCUGGGCUGCCAUUGCUGCUCCACCACCAACCACCAGAGCAAAACCGUUAUCUUCUGGUCGUGGCCGAGGAGCCAAACCUGCAGCUCUUAAACUAGGUGCCCAACGCAUUAACCGAACCUCAUCUGGAAUGUGAUGAACACGAAAGGAAGAAGAUAAACAGCAUACAAUGUA
Molecule: messenger RNA, 2276 nt
Organism: Arabidopsis arenosa
Lineage: Eukaryota; Viridiplantae; Streptophyta; Magnoliopsida; Brassicales; Brassicaceae
Source: the annotation of a GenBank genome assembly